GUCGGAGCUCAACUCAUCAAUAGGGUUUGAUCAGCGCUCCGCUCGUGCUAGCCACCCAGCCCCCCCGCGCCCACUUGCGACGGCGAUGGCUUCGCCGUACUCGCUCAGCUGGGCCGACGCGCCGCCCUACCACUACCACGGGAGACCCCAGCCAGCGCCCGACUCACCCGCAUCCUCCGACGGGGCCGGGCCCCGCUCGCUCUGGAUCGGCGGCCUGCUGCCAUGGAUGGACGAGGACUACCUCUACGGCUGCUUCACCACCUCGCGCGAGCUUCUUUCCCUUGUCAUCAAACGGAACAAGCAGACUGGCCAAUCAGAGGGCUUUGGCUUCCUCAAAUUUUCUGACCAUACCGCCGCUGCUCAUAUUCUCAAGUCUUACAAUGGUCAGAAGAUGCCUAACGCUGUUCAAGAUUUCAAGCUCAACUGGGCCACCCAACAACCUGCUCCCAAGAAACUUCCUGAUCCAGAUUUCAAGCUCGACCUGGCCACGCAGCAGGAGAGGCAUGCCGCCGUUGAUUCCUCAUCUGAUCAUUCCAUAUUCGUUGGGGACUUGGCCUACAAUGUUACAGGAUACAUGCUACACCAUGUGUUCAAGGCCCGCUACCCAUCAGUGAAGAGCGCAAAAAUCAUCUUUGACAAGUUCACUGGCCUCUCAAAAUGCUAUGGAUUUGUUCAGUUUGGAGAUGUCGAUGAGCAGAUACAAGCACUGACAGAAAUGAAUGGAGCCUACUGUUCUACCAGGCCUAUGCGGAUUGGACCUGUUCCCAAGAAGAAAAAUUCUUUCCGCAGCAAACAGUGGACUGAGUCUUAUCACGAUGCAAACAAUUCAAGGCUAUUUGUUGGGCAACUUGACCAAAGUGUGACUUCUGAAGAUCUGAUGCAAGCCUUUAGUCCAUAUGGGGAGCUUGUUGAUGUGAAGGCAUUACCAGGGAAGGGCUGUGGGUUUGUCACGUACUCUAACAGGGCAUCAGCAGAGGAAGCCAUUAGAAUGCUGAAUGGAAGUCAGCUGGGAGGUAAAGCCAUAAAACUUUCGUGGGGUUACCCUUCUGCUGACAAGCAGGCUCAAAGGAACAGCGGCGGCGGGUUCGGACGCGACUGCUUCGUUUGGUCUCCUCAGUAUCCCUACGCUUACGCUCAGACAUGCCAACCGGGAUAUGGAUAUUAAUUACCGAUAGCAAGCUGCCCACAGUGCAGUGAGAUCGUGUGAAGAAAGAUGUCAGUCACAAGGAACAGCUGCUAGGGUGUAGAGGGAUUUUUGGUCCAUGUUUUUUUUUCUUUUUGGAAAUUGGUUCCUCCUAUGGUUGCAUACCGUGAAGCAUCGGCAUCUGGAUCCAUACAUGAGAAUGCAAACAACGAUUGAAUGUACAUUUACACACAUACUGCUACUACUAUAUUAAUUACUGUACCUUGAAUUUUUUGUCUACCCUAUAUUACGCAGCACGUCCAUUAAUUUUU
Molecule: messenger RNA, 1455 nt
Organism: Zea mays
Lineage: Eukaryota; Viridiplantae; Streptophyta; Magnoliopsida; Poales; Poaceae
Exons: 7
Coding region: 86-1165 (359 amino acids)
Cellular component (GO): cytosol
Molecular function (GO): mRNA binding
Source: RefSeq, marked validated